AUGAGCGCGGCGGGAGCCGGCGAGGGCUGUCGCCGCCGGGCGCGGGUGUCCCGCCUCGUCUCCUUCAGCGCGACCCACAGACUCCACAGCAAAUCUCUGAGUAAUGAAGAAAACUUGAAACUGUUUGGGAAAUGCAACAAUCUAAAUGGCCAUGGGCACAAUUAUAAAGUUGUGGUGACGGUGCAUGGAGAGAUUGAUCCUGUUACAGGAAUGGUUAUGAAUUUGACUGACCUCAAAGAGUAUAUGGAGGAGGCAAUUAUGAAGCCCCUUGAUCAUAAGAAUUUGGAUCUGGAUGUGCCAUACUUUGCAGAUGUUGUAAGCACGACAGAAAAUGUAGCUGUAUAUAUCUGGGAAAACCUCCAGAAAUUUCUUCCUCUGGGAGUUCUUUAUAAAGUAAAAGUGUAUGAAACUGACAAUAAUAUAGUUGUCUAUAAAGGAGAAUAGCUUUUAGGGGUUAAUACUGUAGAAAGACUAAUUUCUUUCCAUAUUUGAAAAAGGUCUUUAUCCCCUGGGACUAUUAAGAAGUCGUCACACACUUGUUAUGCCUCUACACUGUGUUCCGGAGUGCCCAAUUGAUUGAAAUCGUUGUGUGUAAGACCUGUUGUGAAUUCAAAUCUGUCCUAAAACCAAACUUGUAAAACAUCCUGAGUAUCAUUUAGAGAGUCUUUUAUUUAUAGAUUAAAAAUCACUUCAUUUUCAGUAAAAUGUUGUGUGGAAUUUAAAAGUAAAAUAAAUCAAUUUUUGUUUUUCCGUUAUCUCAUUUUUAGUAUUCAUUUUUCUCUUGGUAUAAUAUGAAUGGCAAAAGUGUUUAUAAGACAUCGUAGGUGAAACUUAAAAAAACA
Messenger RNA from Odobenus rosmarus divergens (Pacific walrus), 842 nucleotides. It is a transcript of the gene PTS, whose product is annotated as 6-pyruvoyltetrahydropterin synthase. Bases 1 to 444 code for a protein of 147 amino acids. The record is from RefSeq and is a predicted model, not a curated record. Gene Ontology annotation, molecular function: 6-pyruvoyltetrahydropterin synthase activity. Gene Ontology annotation, cellular component: mitochondrion. Gene Ontology annotation, biological process: tetrahydrobiopterin biosynthetic process. Lineage: Eukaryota; Metazoa; Chordata; Mammalia; Carnivora; Odobenidae. The transcript has 6 exons.